Molecule: messenger RNA, 2361 nt
Organism: Leguminivora glycinivorella
Lineage: Eukaryota; Metazoa; Arthropoda; Insecta; Lepidoptera; Tortricidae
Product: double homeobox protein 4-like protein 4
Exons: 1
Coding region: 1-2118 (705 amino acids)
Source: RefSeq, a predicted model, not a curated record
AUGCCGCCGACGCCUACACGCUCGGAUCCCGCCGUCCGCAAGUCAACCCGUCCCCGGCUGGCCGCGCCGAGACGGCGCAACGAAGAUAUCGCGGCGGUCAAGCGCGCAUUUGAUAUCCUGCGCACCGCCGGACAAGAGACGCUCCGCGCACAAACGCCGACGCACGAGGGAGCUGGCGAGGCCCGAUACGCCGCCCCCGAAUCCGUGGCACUGCGCGCGAUGGAGCAACUCCACCUGCCCCCGCCCUCCUCCCGCGACACGCCUGCGGAGCCGCGGCCUGGCCCAUCCAGGCCCACCGCUGCGGACUCCUUUGCCGCAGAUGUUGCCGUCACCCGGAACACCACGCCGCCCACCACCCCCGACGAGCCACUAAGCACCCCGCCGGGUGCACCCAAGCCGCAGCGUCAACCCAAGACGCCGCGAAAGCCAGAGGCGACGUCAAAAGUCGCCGCUGCCGCCGCGGCCCGCGCCGCCCGCGCGACCGCGCCAACACCCCCGUCUGGCGCUGCCGUGUCUGCGCCCGCGACCCGCACCUCCGCGCCCCGCGCUACGAAGCCCGCGCCUACAUACAGCGCUGCCCUCUCCGCACCCCGCACCGCAAAGCCUGCGCCCCGCGCCGCCGCGUCCGCGCCCGCGCCCCGCGCUGCCGCGCCUGCGCCCGCGUAUCGCGCAGCCGCGUCUGCGCCCGCCCCCGCAUCCACGCCUCGCGCAAGCCCUACUGCGCCCGCGCCGCCCCCGAACCCAGCCCAGCCCGAGAUUCGCGUGCCAUCGCCGUCGCGUUUCCCGCCGCCAACCAAUUUAAACCCGCCCUUCUCUGCCGCCCCCAGAGCCGCAAAGAAGAGGCAAGGCGGGGCCACACCACCGCCUCACUCGAUGCCAAAACUGGACCUGUCGCCGAUGGACACCACUUCGGCGGCGUCCCCCCCGCAGGCGGCACCCACCCGCCCCACGACGCCCACCUCAUCGAAGGACGAAGCAGCAUCCCUUCCCGCCACCAAGAGCGGGAAACGCUACCCUCCCCUUAUCGUGGAGGAGAUGCCUGACUGGCCCAUGCACUUCCGCGAACUGCGGACGCUGCUGGGCCACCACGUCAACGCCCGCCCCCUCAGCAAGGGGAUCAUCUUCACUCCGCACGACGAGGAAGAGUACCGCAUCGUGCAAAGCUACCUUGGGGAGCAAAACAGAACCAAUGGGAUACACUGGUACUGCUAUGGCCUUCCAGCAGAGCGGAGCCUCAAGGUGGCCAUUCGCGGCCUCCCAGCGAACACCGCGCCGGCAGACAUCGAGGAAGACCUUAGGAAGAGAGGCUUCCUACCCGACUUCGUUCGCCAGAUCAGCGCGCGCAGCGGCCGGCCUGGAUGCAUUUUCCACGCCCAGCUGCAGCGCACCGCAGAGACGACGCCGGCAAUAUACGCCAUCUCAGAGCUCCUGGGGAUGCCAGGAGUUAUCAUCGAAGCCUGGCGUGGCAGGAAGGGCCCAGCGCAGUGUCACAGAUGCCAAGGGUUCAGGCACUCGUCUGUGAACUGCCACCGCCCCCAAGCCUGCGUCCGGUGCGCCGAACCCCACCCCGCCAGCCAGUGCAAGCGGGACCGGAAGGAGCCAGCGACCUGCAAGAAUUGCCAAGGCCCGCACCCCGCAAAUAGCACCGAGUGCCCGGUCUAUAUACGGGAGGCGCGGAACAAGAAGGCCGGAGUGGCAGCGCGCACUGGCGCGCCCCCGCCACCCCCAACGCAGCCCACUGCCGACGCAAACAACGCGCCGCAGUCGCUCAUGGCAGCCGCCAACGACGGAAAGCGCCUGCCAGCCCGAAGACGCAAGCGCGGAGGGAAGAGGAAGACCAAGACGGGUCCUAACCCCACCCCCGCGCCGCAACAGAAACCCGAGCAGCCCUCGACCGCCCCGAUUGCCGCAGCGCCACAAUCGCAACCCCCAACUGACCCGCCCCCCACGGUCGCCCCCCCACCUCAGGGGAAGAAGGCGAAGUCCGGAGGGGGAGCCGCAGACAGCCGCACUGAGACCAUCACCAUAAUCGAGGGGAUCCUGCUGGACCUCCUCGCUGCCGUCCAGUCGGGACAGAGCCCUGUUCCGACCAUCGUCAGGAAACUAGCGGAGCUCUAACCCGCUGGCCACCCGAACCCGACCACCCUAACACCGGCUGACGUUCGCUAGCCGGGCCUCCCCUAAAGGGGUCUCACCCAGCUGGCUUGAACUCGCCGGUGUGAGAAGACACCAAUCUAGACGCCGCCGGAGCAACCGCUCCCCCCCAAGGACCCAGCCAUAUUUAUGGCUGGCGGUAGAACCCGCUGAAAGGGGCCGAUGCCCCGAGCAGCAUCCCCAAACCCCCGAGGGGGUAUUGAGAUG